Messenger RNA from Phalaenopsis equestris, 465 nucleotides. RefSeq names its product callose synthase 3-like. Gene Ontology annotation, molecular function: glucosyltransferase activity. The transcript is spliced from 3 exons. NCBI's taxonomy places the organism in Eukaryota, Viridiplantae, Streptophyta, Magnoliopsida, Asparagales, Orchidaceae. Gene Ontology annotation, cellular component: plasma membrane. The record is from RefSeq and is a predicted model, not a curated record. The annotation marks the transcript as partial.
CUGUCCUUGAUGUUAUUCUUAGCUGGAAAGCAAGAAGAAGCAUGUCUUAUGCGGUUAAACUGAGAUAUAUUUUAAAAGUUGCUUCAUCUGUAGUAUGGGUGAUAAUAUUGCCAGUGACAUAUGCUUACACCUGGGAAAAUCCUACUGGACUUGCAAGGACUAUCAAAGGCUGGCUUGGGAAUGGUCAAAACCAACCAUCUUUAUAUAUUUUGGCUGUGGUGAUAUAUCUGUCACCAAAUAUGCUUUCGGCUCUGCUAUUUCUUUUUCCAGUUGUGCGAAGGUUUCUUGAAAGUUCACACUACAAGAUAGUGAUGCUCAUGAUGUGGUGGUCUCAGCCUUGUCUCUUCAUAGGAAGGGGAAUGCAUGAAAGCUCUUUCUCACUUUUCAUGUAUACAAUGUUUUGGGUGAUUCUUAUAGCGACGAAGCUGAUAUUUAGCUACUAUAUUGAGGUACAUCAAAUUUUCU